GAAGUAAUUAAUACCCAAUCACAGUUGCUAGUGACUAGUUUAUUGUCGUCGUCUACCUGUCGCAGAAGCGACCGAUUGUCUUUGAUUGAUAGAAUUUUUAAAGCACACGCCGCAAUAAUAUCCAGUUGAUCCUCCCCUGAGCUGUGAGUGACACCCCUCUGACCAUGUUCCGUCGGCAGGAUGGAAAUUCCGCCUCCACAAAAACGUCACGCCAGUACGGUUCGGGGAACAAUUUCCCACCGGAAAUGGGUUACGAUACGACAGCGAUUCCGGAGUUUGAUAAAAGGCCAGCUUUAAUACACAUUCUGCUGCUGAACAAAACGAUACGCCUGUUUGUGGUGCUUGCCUUGGCCAGCGUCGUAAUACCAGCGUUUGCGUAUCUGUUUUUCUUCUCGAAGGAAAUCGGCCACGGUGGCAAGCGCGACAUCAUCGGUACCUGUGGCCAUCCGACGCUGUAUCACAUCCCCUGCGGGUAUCCGAGCAACUUGACGCAGGACGAGUGCCACCUGCUGGGCUGUUGUUACACCAGUAUGGCCACCUGCUAUCACUCACUUCCGUCGGAGCAUCAGUACAUCAUCGGAAGUGAGUGGAGUGUGGGAGAACCGGCCAUUCUGUCCCCUUACAGGCCGGUUACUCCGUACGAUAAGGCGGCUUUGCGUGAGGUACGCUUCGAUGUCAGCGUUACGGAGGAAACGGGAGGCCGGUUUCGGUUUAUGCUUUCAAAGAUAAACGCAAGCCAAGAUGCUCCAAUGUCAUCGAAAGCCUCCUUCGGACUAGAAACGACCGAUCUGCAGGUACAGGUGUACAGUCCUACAUUCUUUAUAGAGGUGAAGCGAAAGAUCGACCAAGAAGUGAUCUUUUCCACGGCCCGUGGACCACUGGUCGUGACGGAGGACUUUCUCGAGUGGACACUGCACCUCGGUGCGGAUAUACUGUUUGGGUUGGGUCGGGCUUAUCUCGAACCUGGGUCAAAGUAUCUACUACUAAACACGCAGAACUCAUCCACCGUGCCGAUCGUGAUGGGUUACAAUGCAAAGCUGAAACUCUUCAAUGGGUUGAUGUUUAACGCGCCCGGCCUCACCGAGGUGGAAAUCGUAGGCUCCCGGCUCAUCAUCGUACGUGCGCAGUUGGGCGAUAGCUUCGAUUUGCAGUUUUUGCCCGGAGCAACGCCUUCCCUACUCUAUGGGCAAGCGAAGGCUAUCCUUCAGAACCAAUACAUCCCACCGUACUGGGCGUACGGGGUGCACGUUUGCGAUCAGUCGGUGAAGCGCAAUCUUACGAUCGUGCGACGGAAUUUGGAACUGCUGCUCAACGACACGAUCAUGUUCGAUUCUCACUGUCUACAUAACGACAUGUUCUGGCUGUCCGAUACGAUGGUUCUUGAUAAGGAUACGGAGUCAAUGUUGCAGCUUCUGCGAGAUGCCGGCAAGAAGUUCGUCCCGUCUCUGGUUCUCACCGUAGCUUACGGAGGCAAUCCCACCUUCAUUGAUGCCCGGGAGAAAGCCAUACUGCUGCGACACCCGGGGAAUCAGCUCGCCUACCAGGGUCGCGUGAGGAACAGGACCGCCGUGUACGUGGACUGGCGAACAAGCCGUUCCGCGAAUCUUACCGACUGGUUGGACGCACAGUGGCAACGUGUGCUCAACCUGCAAGCGGAUGGGUAUGUUCUGGAGGAAGCCAACCCCCGUGACGAGCGCAACAGCACUCUGCCACGUGCAAAGCAACUGAUCUACCAACCCGAUCAACUGAACGACACGCUGGUAGAUCUUUUACCGUGGGACACGCUACUGUCGGACGACUCCCAGCUCGUCCUUUCCCAGCACAACAUGAUCGGUGUCCGUGCGCUCGAUGCGAUCCAGCGUAAGAUGGACCCAUCAAACAUGCUUCUUGUAACCUCCGCCUAUGACAUACACACCCGUGCAGCGAAUCUUCCCGCCAACAUCUCCACCAGCUGGAUUUCGUUGCGCCGUGAGGUGGACCGCUGCAUAGGCCUAUCGAUCGUCGGCAUCAGCUUUACCGGCACCCCGAUCUGUGGCAAUGCACCGCUGACCAACGGUUCCAGCGUGUCCGAAGAGCUCUGCAUCCGGUGGUACCAGUUCGGCUCACUGUUGCCUCUGCUGCGCGUUACGGCCGAUCGUACACCGAACCAGUUCACCCGGUUCGGACAGCGCAUAAUGCAUGCGGCACUGAGGAGACGGUUCUCGUUGCUCGAGUACCUGAACACGCUGUUAUUAUUGGAGGACGCCCCUUACCUGCGGCCAAUGUUCUACCACUACGAGGAGGCAGCCAACUACACGAUGGACCUGUGGGAGCAGUUUAUGCUCGGUGAGGCGCUGCUGGUCGCGCCGGUACUGCUUCCCCAGAUGACCCAGAUCGCCAUCUACUUUCCGGAAACGUUCUACGAGCUUUGGGCGGGCCAGCAGAUGCCGGGGAACGAUGUGCUCCAGUACGCGGUGGUGGAGUCCGAUUUGCCGAUGUUCCUGCGCACCGGGCAUCUCGUCCCGAUGCGGCACGUUGUGGAGGAGUUGGUGGACCUGGAGAACGGAACGGCGGUGCCACUGACGGCGGAACUGUCCCGCCUGAAGCCCCUGUAUCUGGUCGGUGCGUUCGAGUGCAAUGUCCGCCGGUGGAGGUGUACGAUGGCGGGCCGGGUACUGUUCCUGCCCGGCUUUCGGCUAGACUUUGGCGUCGAUCUGGAUGAGCGUGUUACGAUCAGUGUUAAGGCGGCGGUAACUAGCCCGGAGGCGCAGCAGCUCGCUUGCUCCGUUGGUGCCACGCUGAACGUUACCAUUGGCAACGUGCAGCUGUAUGGGCAUCCCAACACGACGCAACCGUUGCUGUUUGACCUUGGCUAUGACUUUUGCGUCCAGCCAGACAAGCGGGUGGAGUACGUGAACGAACACCGCAAGGGACCGGUGGAGGAUCCGUACGGCGGGGACGACUUUUAACGAGAGACACCCGUCCUGCCGGUUUAGCGCGAGGCGAAGGAUUAGUGUGGGAGGGCGUAAAAUUCCUCUGCCGCUUUCUUCCUCCCCAACAGUGCGGUGAUUGUUCUUCAAGAUUCCUGUACUUGAACGCCGUGCAUCCGUGUCCUGUCAUCCACACACACACACACACACAGUCGCGUGC
Messenger RNA from Anopheles merus, 3129 nucleotides. RefSeq names its product lysosomal alpha-glucosidase-like. Gene Ontology annotation, molecular function: carbohydrate binding; alpha-glucosidase activity. The coding region runs from base 165 to 2948 and encodes 927 amino acids. The record is from RefSeq and is a predicted model, not a curated record. NCBI's taxonomy places the organism in Eukaryota, Metazoa, Arthropoda, Insecta, Diptera, Culicidae. Gene Ontology annotation, biological process: carbohydrate metabolic process; N-glycan processing. The transcript has 3 exons.